AUGUCAAGUAGUAAUGAUUUAAGUAGUGUUCUUGAUAAAAACCAAUCAACAAUAUUUAACGAGAUAAAAGGAUUAAAAUUCUCACCAUUGACAUAUGAAAGAUAUAAUGAACUUUUAGAAAAAUACACUAUUUCUAAUUAUCCAUCAAGUCAUUUAUUAAUAUUAAAGGAACAAACACGAACACUGAAUGAUAAGAAUUUAUCAAAAGUAAUUUCAUCAUUAAAAAAUUAUCAUGAAAAUAUAUCUCCUUCAAUGAAAAAAUCACUUGAACCUGUUUUUGUUGAAACACUUCAAAGUGUUGAACGAUUUUGUCAAAGACAAUGUUCAUUAUUAGAUAAACUAACAGAUUUAGUACAUCUUUUGUUAAGUGAAGUACCAGAUGGAGUAUUAUCUCCAUAUCAUGCAUUAUUAGCACAUAUUCUCUUUGCAAAAAAAGAAUAUGAACAUGGUAAAAUAUUAUAUUUUACAAAAUAUCAUAAAGUUCAACAACCAAUGAAUUCUUUCACUCUUCAAUUGUUUUUGUACUAUUCAGGAUGUAUUGCUUUGUAUAAUCGUGAUCUUCAAGAAGCUUAUUUCCUUUUUGAUCAAUGUAUUACAACACCAUCAAAAGAGAUAACUCCACAAUGUGUUGCAGCAUGGAAAAAAGAGGCAUUACUUUGUCUUAUAAUAAAUUACAGUUUAUAUCCUGUUUCAAAACAAUUCAAUUACUUUAUUGAUUUAUACAAACCAUUAUUGGUUUAUAAACAAAUCCAAGAAAAUUUCAUCAAUGGACCAGAAAAGGUGAAAUUCAUUAUUGAAGCAUUUUCAUCAGUACUUAAACAAGAUGGGAAUUUAGGAUUAGCUCAACAAGUUGUUGUUUCAUAUAUUUAUUCAGGAAUUAAUAAAGUUUCUAAAGCAUUUAACUCAAUUAGUGUUGAGGCAUUAGCAAGAAGAAUUCAUUAUGAUAAAAAUCUAUUAAGCGUAGGACUGAACAAAUUAAUAAAAAAAAGGUUAAUUAAUGCAUCUUUUGAUGGUGAUAUUAUCGUAUUUGAAGAAGUAAAAGUUAAAGACAAAGGACUUGUUGAAUUACUUUUCCAAUUAAAGGAAUGUGAACAAAUUUAUGAAGAAAUGAAACACCAUUUAACAAUAAGAGAAGAAGAACAAAUGAAUAAGAAAGAAUCAAUUAAUUAA
Molecule: messenger RNA, 1170 nt
Organism: Entamoeba nuttalli P19
Lineage: Eukaryota; Evosea; Mastigamoebida; Endamoebidae
Product: COP9 signalosome complex subunit 3, putative
Exons: 1
Coding region: 1-1170 (389 amino acids)
Biological process (GO): ubiquitin-dependent protein catabolic process
Cellular component (GO): COP9 signalosome
Source: RefSeq, a predicted model, not a curated record